CCCAACAUGAAGGACAACCAAUCAGCUGACAGCUAGUAAAGAUUAUUUUUUCCAUCAUCUAAUUUAUCAAAAUUGUGUAUAUUAUUACAUAAAACUACAGUGUAACGCUUAUUUAGUGCAAUAAUUGUGAUAAUUAACUUAUAGUGUUAUUGUUUGUAAUGGCCGCAUUGACCUCUUAUUGUUGCAUCAAGAGAAUUAUUUAAGAUAUAAAAAUGGAAGAACCCUCAACAAACUUAAUAAAACCUAAAACAUAUUUGAAUUCCAAAAUAUCUUAAAAUAUUAUAUAUUCAAAGAAUAUAAUAACUAAUUCCGUUAUAUGUUAUACACUAGUCUCAUUAUUUGUUAUAAAAUAAUUACGUAAGGAAACACAGAUUAAUUAUAUUUAUUUUAUUUUAUUAAAAAGAAAUCAUAUAUAAUUCCAUUUAUAAUCUGUAUUGGAUACAAAAUAUUUUAUAAUAAAAGCUCUACAGAUAAUAAAUAAAUGUUAAAUCCAUAGAGAUCUAUUACCAAAGAGAUUGUAUAUUUUAAAAAUAGAAUAGUAGAUGUGGUAUCUACGUAAAUGUUGCUUAGCAUAUGGAAUGGUAAUAAAGUAGGUGACAAGGAUAGAAAUAUUGCAAACGAUAAGAAGGACAAGGAGGACAGAUCAAAUAUGGCGGCUACUAUGGUAGAAACACCGCCUCCUCAGUUAAUAACUACCAUAGAAUGGAGUAUGAUGGAUAAGAGUAAAUUUUUUCCAUUGUACACAUUAAGUAGUUUUACAGUUCGCUGCGCACUGUAUCCCCUAACAUUAGUAAAGACACAAAUACAAGUGCAAAGGAAAAAAGAGGCGUACAGCGGUGUUGUGGACGCCAUCAGGAAAAUAUAUGCUCACGAGGGUGUCUCUGGACUUUACAGAGGAUUUUGGCUUUCCAGUUUUCAGAUAAUCUCGGGCGUUUUUUAUAUCUCCACUUACGAAGGCGUGAGGCAUGAGCUCGGGAAAUAUGAUGUUAGCCCUAGAAUGAAGUCAUUUAUCGCCGGAGGCUGUGCGUCUAUGGUGGGGCAAACUAUAAUAGUACCUUUCGAUGUGCUCAGCCAACAUCUCAUGGUGUUGGGUCUAGUUAAAGGAAGGGCUGGAGGUAGCAAAAAUCCGAAAAUCAACCCACUGGGCCUGGACCUGGACAAGGGCCUGUCCCGGGCGGCGCUGGCGCGCGAGGUGGCGGUGCGCGUGUACCGGGCGCACGGCCCGUGGGGCUACUACCGCGGCUACGCGGCCUCGCUCGCCGCCUACGUGCCCAACUCCGCGCUCUGGUGGGCGUUCUACCAGGCCUACCAGGAUGAACUGCUGAGGAUAAGUCCAGUGUGGGUGUCACAUUUGUUCCUGCAGUGCAUCGCGGGAACCCUGGGCGGCUUCACCACCACUUUCCUCACGAAUCCACUGGACAUCGUCAGAGCGAGGCUGCAGGUGGAAGGUGUAGGCUCAAUGCGCCAGGUGUUCAAAACGCUUUGGCAGGAAGAAGGUCUGGUAGGACUAUACCUGAAGGGACUGUCAGCCAGGCUGGUGCAGUCGGCGUGUUUCUCAUUCAGCAUCAUACUCGGGUACGAGAGCAUCAAACGGGUGUCAGUGAGCGAAGAGUUUCGAUCACAUGUACGUUGGUGAUGAGUAAAUUGGA
Messenger RNA from Achroia grisella, 1649 nucleotides. RefSeq names its product solute carrier family 25 member 44. The coding region runs from base 560 to 1636 and encodes 358 amino acids. Gene Ontology annotation, cellular component: mitochondrion. Lineage: Eukaryota; Metazoa; Arthropoda; Insecta; Lepidoptera; Pyralidae. Gene Ontology annotation, biological process: branched-chain amino acid catabolic process. The transcript has 8 exons. Gene Ontology annotation, molecular function: branched-chain amino acid transmembrane transporter activity. The record is from RefSeq and is a predicted model, not a curated record.